AAGAGAGUGAAGAACAGCUGCGCGAGUUGUUCGAGAUCGCAGAAAAAACCGUUUUCGUCGGACUUCGGGAGCUCCUAUUCGAACACCUGGCGCCCAGAUUAGCCGACAUCGAACACUACAAGAGCAACAACCAAGAUCUUCAGACCACCGGUUUAAGAAAUAACAGAAAGGAGACACCAGGACCAGAUGUUCAAGAACCAAAAAGUAACCGUCCAAGAGGGGAUCCACUAUCCGCAGAAGUGCGAGAAGUGAUCGAAGCA
Molecule: messenger RNA, 260 nt
Organism: Amoebophrya sp. A25
Lineage: Eukaryota; Dinophyceae; Syndiniales; Amoebophryaceae
Source: the annotation of a GenBank genome assembly